UAAGAGGAAACGUGCUCCCAAGCCCUGCAUCUCAUUCUGCCACUAAGAUGAGCACCAUUCUUUCCUGCCAAGAUCCCUACUUUGUAGGGGGCCAGGGCCAUGACUGCCCCUAUUCCGACUCAACGUCAGCAGCCAGCGUUGAUGUUUCCAAGGAGACUUGGGUUUCUUUCUGGGCUUCUGGUCUCCUGGACAACACCAGGGCGAACCCACAAGAAGGACAGGCUCCGGAUCAGUUCUGUGGCUUGGAUUUUACUAUUCCAGAUGACACGUGGCAAGGAGAUCAGCUGUCCUCCCAGCUCUACAGAAACAAACAGCUUCAAGACACUUUGCUACAGAAGGAAGAGGAACUUGCCAGGUUACAUGAAGAAAAUAACAACCUCCGACAAUACCUGAAUUCUGCCGUGGUUAAGUGUUUGGAAGACAAGGCGAAGAAACUGCUGCUGCACAAUGGCCAGAAGAAACAUGCAGUUCUCAAAAGUGGCAAGAGGAAAUUUAAAGAGGACAGUUACCUGGCCCCUCGAGAGACUCCUCACCCCUCCAAAGCCAGGAGGAACCUGCUCCGUGAUUUUACUGCCUGCGAAGAACAAGCUGCUCCACCCGUGGAGACCUGGGUACUGCAAACCCUGGGACUGAAAGAUAUCAACACCAUUGAUGAGUCUUUAUCAGCUAACUACAGUGCCCUGUCCUCUGAACUUGGGAAAAGCCCGUACUGCCAGAGCCAUGGGGAGGCAAUGGACUAUUGUAAUGAUGAGGACCCAAUCGCUGCUUAUGGCUGUGAUCAGAUGACUCCUAUAAACAGCGCUGCCACUCCUGGGAAGCAGGGUUUACCCUACAUCCAACCACUUUCUUCAGCACCAUGUGCUUCCUCGACGCUGCCCAGCGGUGCCCCUUUCCCGCCUUACGGAUUGCCUUACUUCGCCAACGACGUGUCACCAAACAAAACCGACAUGGCCUUUACAACCUCCCUGAGCCCCCACCGCAACGUCAAAACACACACCUUCCACCAGGGACAGGUCUUUGUGCGCCGAGAGGAGGACGGAGGCUGGAAAUUCACCUGGGUCCCCAAGCAAUCCGAGUGACUCCCCGUUGCCCCCACUUCUGAGCACUGCCAUCAGUGACAUGUUUACAAACACUUACAACUGCAGAAGCCUUUCUUGCACUUGAGAUUGAUGCUGAGAACAGAGGCAACAUCCCCUACAGGCUGUUAUCUCAUGCUGUGUGAAAUGCUACAUUAUAUCAUCCACCCAUUCACCUCUGCACGGUCCUAAUUCUUGCAGGAACGGCUCCAGAUUGCAUUUGGAAAUGUAUCUGCGCAGGGCCAGAUGUACAAACUAGCCCUCCAUUCAGUUCAGCUCUCUCCACAUCUGUGAGACCAUCUACCACCACUUAUUCACAACCCUUCCGCCACCUUGUACCUUCCUGGCUGAAAUGUACCCAACCAUUCCUUUUUCUGACACUCUGAUGACCACCCCUACCUGGACUGGGAAGCCAGGAGCUGGAGCAAGGUUUUUGGGAGGACUGUUAAAGAACAGAGUCUCUGCCACAGCCCUUUUGUGCCGGCAUCCUAGGCGACCACAGACAGAGAAUGAAGGCUGGUUCUGUGGCUGUUAGAUCAGUGAUGUUCUGGAGAGUGGAACCCCCAGUGGCUGCAUAAAUUGCGUAGGAGGAAAGCAAUUGCUGAUCUGUUGUCCUGUAAUGUAAUGCUUGGUUGGUUUACAUACAGUCAAUUAUGGCUGUCGUUUUUGGAUGCAUCCUCAAAAUGAGCAGGAUUUGCUUCUAUUGCCUUCAGGUUGCCUUGUAAGUUACAAGCAACACAGCGAAUCUAGUGGGUUUUCUGCGCUAACCAAGCAGCCAACGCAUUUACCGCAUGAUGCUUUUCAAAGCUAUUUCCAUAUCUCUGGAAACACAGAUAAUGAGUCAAGCCCUCCGCAGCUGUCAAUUGGUGUAAUUCCACUGACAUCACCAAUGGAGGGUCCGGCCCAAUAUAUUGGCAGGAGAGGCUUUAAAAAGUGUGUAAAAAAAUAUAUAUUUGGUGCCUUACUAGCCACCACGAAAGAUACAUUCUCUUCCACUCACAAUAUUCUCUUGGCCUCGCCAUUGGUUCACGCGCUGUCUAAUACUGAGUCACUUCCAGGGACAUUCUAUGGGUUGUCUUCAAUAUUGUGCUGUGGGCUAGUGGAAACUCUUACUCAGGAGAGCAGCCCUUAUCACACUAAGUUUCUGCUGCUUUCACAGGGCUACUGUGGACAGUAAAAGCCACUCUUGUGAAGUUUGGCAGUUGCUUUCCAUUCCAGAAAAUGACAGGUAGCCCAUUCGGUUCUGGUUUCUUUUGAUGGUGUAUGGGGAUUCAACUUUACACAAGAGCAACACUGGCCCGAAUGUUUGUUUACAGAAAUUGCUGUUAGUAAUGACAGAAUUGGGCUUUUCUAGUACACUUACUAUGGGGAAUGUAUCAGAGGGGGAGCCGUGUUAGUCUGGAUCUGUAAAAAGCAACAGAGAGUCCUGU
Malaclemys terrapin pileata is the source of this 2506-nucleotide messenger RNA. RefSeq names its product geminin coiled-coil domain containing (gene GMNC). NCBI's taxonomy places the organism in Eukaryota, Metazoa, Chordata, Testudines, Emydidae. The transcript is spliced from 5 exons. Gene Ontology annotation, biological process: negative regulation of cell cycle; negative regulation of DNA replication. The record is from RefSeq and is a predicted model, not a curated record. Bases 48 to 1079 code for a protein of 343 amino acids. Gene Ontology annotation, cellular component: nucleus.